GUCUUCAUCCUUGGGUCCUGGUCAUCUUCUCUCAGCGGUCCUGGCUUCUCCAAUUCUGUCACCAGGUACGGCAAGUGGGCAAGAUAUAUCAAUAGAGAAUGACGAGCUUAGCCAGCGCGUCCAACACCAAAUUUGCAACCCCUACAUCAACAGCCGUGUCUAUCCCAGGAUAUUCCGGGGCAUACAACAGGGGACCCGAGACGACCACAUUCUCUCCACCGAUAACAUGUCGUCAAUCAGCCACGAUGUACACCGCCGAUGAUGGCGCAGGAGCAGCGGCGGGGACCAUCUAUUAUGGACAUUGGUGGUCAGGAGACAUGGCUUGCUACCCAACUGGGACCAUUCCUGCAACAUCGUACACGCAUUUCCAGUUCUGGUAUUCAUACUACUACAGCCCCGGCUACUACUGUCCGAGCAGCUGGCACACCGCAGCAACACUGGCUGAUGGAUGGGCGGGCGAGACCCUGACUGGAAGUCGCAAUGGGGUGUUGUGUUGUCCCAGCGGCCUGACACUCUACAACAACUGGACACAUGCGUGCGCAACCUCCGUCUCUCCAGGGGACGUUAUCACACUGGUGACCAACUUUGUCGCAGUAGAAACCACGAUAUCAGUCUCUUCGGUCCUCUUCCAAGAUGGCAUUCCGCUUAUUCGCGACGAGUUCAUCACAGCGACCAACAACCCGUCAACCACCAUCACACCCGCCCCAACUCCAAGCUCGACCAUGCCCCAAGCGACGGGUGACACAACCAUCCCAGCUGCAACACAAAGCUCACCACAUGCAGGAGACAAGAUAUCAGCUGAGCUCUCGACUGUCGCUAAAGCUGGAAUCGGAGUCGGGAUAGGUCUCGCGGUGGUUCUUCUCGUGGGAGCAGGACUGUUCUUUUUCAUGCGCGCUCGCCGGCGUAAACGACAAACUUCGCCUCCCAGUCCAUGCUCGGAUCAGACAGCCUUCAUCCAAGAACUCCAUUCUAAACCCUACCAGAGACCAGUUGAGCUUCCCGCUCGCCCGUAUGUUAGUGAACUCGAAAGUCGUGCCCACGUUAGUGAGUUACCUGGGUGAUGCUUGAAGUUCGUGAGAAGCCAACAUCGCGGAGAAUGGCGCAUUUUCCUCGAGAAUCAACAAAUAACAUGGAC
Aspergillus saccharolyticus JOP 1030-1 is the source of this 1135-nucleotide messenger RNA. RefSeq names its product EGFR-like transmembrane domain-containing protein. The record is from RefSeq and is a predicted model, not a curated record. Bases 99 to 1061 code for a protein of 320 amino acids. NCBI's taxonomy places the organism in Eukaryota, Fungi, Ascomycota, Eurotiomycetes, Eurotiales, Aspergillaceae. The transcript has 3 exons.